Messenger RNA from Mizuhopecten yessoensis (Yesso scallop), 1439 nucleotides. RefSeq lists its product as uncharacterized. The coding region runs from base 145 to 519 and encodes 124 amino acids. The record is from RefSeq and is a predicted model, not a curated record. The transcript has 3 exons. NCBI's taxonomy places the organism in Eukaryota, Metazoa, Mollusca, Bivalvia, Pectinida, Pectinidae.
CAGCUGUGUAUAGCAAGCGGCGCGAGACAAUUUGCAUGUGAGUUACGUCGCUUAGGUGUGCUCUAAUAGGAUAAAAAGGUGCUUGCGCGAGACUUGUCUGUCAAUAAGUUACGGGACUGCUAGAGAGAGACCCAUACACACGGAAUGGACAUGUCAACGUUGAGAACAGCCUACACCAUGUGUAACGUUCUACUGGUAAUACUGGGAGUAACGCUGUUAUCACAAGGUACCAUCGGUCUACCAUUGCAUACAGAAGAGCAAGGACCACUUCUUUCGCUACUGACAGGGAAACAACACCCAGAUAUUUAUGAUAGACUCCUGGAAAAUUAUAUGAAAACAUUAGAAACACGGGACGAGCCUUACAGUGGAGAGUAUGUAGUGCCAGAUAAACGUCUACGACAGGGCUGGAACAUAGCCUAUGGAAAACGACGAUCCAACAAGUGGAGCAUUGCUUAUGGCAAGCGAGAUCAUGCCUCUCCGCUCGAGUCUGAAGGUAUCUUCUCAGAUGAGGUGGUGUGAACCAGUGAAUACCAGUGCAUGAAGAACGUUUUCAGUGUCGUUAUGCUGCAUGCCACCCCGAAGGAUUCUCUACCUCCUCCCCGGUGCAUGCUAAGACUGGUGGUGUUAUCACCUGUCAUGGAUGACAUUCUCUUUCUGUGGACGUCUUCAAUAUCUAGCUUCACUUGGGAACAAAACUCUGCAUGUCAUGUUUUUCGCAGCUAAAACCUAUGUACUGUCUCCUGUGAUCUCCCUUUACUAGGAAGGCCGACUCCUUUCGCUCAGGGUCUCACAAGUCAAUUGCUGUUUUACAAACCUAUACUGAACUACUCGGAAUUUCCAAAACCUGAAGUCAACAUAUCCUCCGAGUGGUUAAUCUUCAAUAUAUAUAUAUUAUAGUAAUAUAUAUUUAUAAGCGAUGUCGUCUUCAUUUCUUUGUUUCAUUCUUUAAAUAAGAAUUUUGCUGUUCUUGCCAAUUGGCAAUGUACUUGAAAUUCUGUCUUCAAUUUUGAAUGAAUUGUGUAUACAAACAAUACUUCCAGGCAUUGUUCUACAUUAUCUGUGCAUGCUUUUCUCUUGAUCUGAUUGAUAAAUAUUUUCAAACCAUCCAUGGCAUGUAUCUUUUUCUCUACCGCAUGAUAAAACUUCUGAUCUUUUAACUUUUCGAUAUGUAUGUUGUUUUUCAAUUCGACGCCAUUAACGUUGCAUUCUAUCGAUGGAAUUUCUUCAACUAAUAACUGAGUUGUUUUCCAAAGAUGCUAAAAAAACCCUCUUUGAUACAAACUUUAUAUCAAGAUAAGUAUUAAUUAACAAAAAAAGCAUGUAAUUUUGUGCUAUUCCAUAGUGUAGGUGAUCUCUUCCGGUUCUCAUAGGCUUGUCCAUUAAGUGGUAAACCUGAAAUGUCUCUGUCGAGGAGAGAUUCGAAUAAAUAUCUUUCCAUA